This is a messenger RNA of Adineta ricciae, 300 nucleotides long. Lineage: Eukaryota; Metazoa; Rotifera; Eurotatoria; Adinetida; Adinetidae. The record is from the annotation of a GenBank genome assembly.
AUGGCUCCUUCUCUAAGAAAACGAGGUAAUCCAAAGCUAAUUAAAAGACACGCACCCUAUCGUAAACUUAUAAUUCCGGCUGUUCAAUUUUGGAAUCCAGAAAAUAAAGCAAGUCAAGCAACAAGUAUACUCCGUAUCAUUAAUUGGAUACAGCGUUUUGGCAAUUGUGGCAAUGGACCUCAUUCCAAAUUCGGUCAAAAGUGUAUACGACGAGCUGUAUUUCAAAACGUUCGCUCUGGUUUAUUGAAACGAAGAAAAGGAUCUUUUCUUCUCGUGAAAAAAAAUCAGAUAUUAAAAUAA